AUGAAGAAGUGGUUUAGGAGGAAGAAAUCAAGGGGCUUCGAGAUCCAGCGGUAUGAGGACAAAGAAACGCCUCGCUUCCUUCCCCCGUACUAUGCCCCGCCUGCGACCGACCAAGUAAUCGCGAAGCUCCCUAUAUCAGUUCUUCAAAACAUCUUCUUCAUUGUCUGCGCUCACACACGGGACGAGACAUACGAGACCUGCGAGCAGUCUGCUACAGACGAUCUUUGCCCGCUAUGCGACCUACGCGAUCUGGCUCACUGCGCGCAAGUCUCGAGGAAAUGGCGGAGCGCUGCUUCCCCUGUCUUAUACCAUAGCAUACGCAUAGAUGCUGUCCACUACUGCAAACUCGAGGGUAUCCUUGCCGACAGGCGCAGACGCGGAAGGAUUGAUCACAAUGCCAUGCCAGAAGACGUACCGGCAGUUCGACUUCGGCUUCUAGCUAGGACACUACGAGAUCAGUACCGCACCUCUGCCUUGAGCGUCCAGUAUCUGAAGACCCCAUACAUGGUGAGGGAGACAUGCAAGCCGGAUCUUGCUCGGUGUGUGUCGGUAUGCACGAACCUGCGAUACAUCGAUCUACCAGACGGCUGCUACACCAACGACCCGUCCUGCGAUACCUUGAGACAAGAAGUUCAGGGGCGAUGUCCGGAUAUCAGGAAAAUGACAUACAUGGGAGGGUCUGAGGCGAAUCUGGAGCUGCUGGUGGGAGGAAGGCUUUGGCGGAAUCUUGAAGUCAUGGAGCUGUCCAAACUAGAUCUCGACCCAAGAGUUAUCCGGCAAGCCCUUGGAUCUUUGCAGUACCUACGCGCCCUCAAGGUCACGAAUAUGAGAUCGUUCGACGAUAAGCUUCUUCAACAUAGCGAAUUUCUUCCACCUUUCCCACCUGUUACAGAGCUCAUCUUCGAAUAUACGCCCAGUGUCACGCCGGACGGUCUGGCCGCCUACCUUCAACGCCCUGAUACCCAGAACGCGCUCAAGACAUUAUCACUCAAGGAGACUGGCGUCCACCCGUCAACCCUACAGCGGAUCCUAGCUAUUGCCCCGAGAUUGCAGCACCUUUCAAUCGUUGAAGACGUAAAGACUUCCUUGCCGACUGGUGUACCGCCCCUGUCUUCCAAGUCCCUCCGCACUUUCCACUACGAGAUCACUUCCGCCGCUUCUGCAAGUUCAUAUACUAGCACUGCUCCAAGCUACUACUCCUAUCUCGCAUCUUCGCUCCUGUCCAAUGGCCUUCCCAAUCUCAGAGAGCUCUAUGUCCGAGAUGCCAAUUUUCCCGAAUCACUCAUUGACCUAGCACCCCCGAUAGCCCCGUUCGCGUGUGACCCUGACAACUUCUCACCCCAACAAUCUCCAAAUCCGCGAUUUAGCUCAAACAACCCCUUUGCAAAUGUGCAGAGCGGACAGGGACUUCGGCAGGAAUUACAAGUGUUUAGCAAAGGCCUGGAUGAGAUGGAGUGGAAUAUCUUCAGAGUCCAACCUCCAACUGCACCUGGUAGACGCGGCAGUGUCUCGGAGCCAAGACCGAUUAGUAGCUACGGGCUGGGUGAGAAUAUGGACCUUAGGUGGGGACAGGGCACAGGUGCGAGAAGAAGCGUGAUCGUUGGGAAUGGCUUUGGUGGCUUUCUCGCGGUGCCCUCGGACGAUGGGCAGAGGCCGAGUAGCUCAGCUGGCGAGAAGAAGAGGGGCAGUCAGUAUGAUAUGUGGCGUUGA
Messenger RNA from Venustampulla echinocandica, 1710 nucleotides. RefSeq lists its product as uncharacterized. Bases 1 to 1710 code for a protein of 569 amino acids. The transcript has 2 exons. Gene Ontology annotation, molecular function: protein binding. The record is from RefSeq and is a predicted model, not a curated record. NCBI's taxonomy places the organism in Eukaryota, Fungi, Ascomycota, Leotiomycetes, Helotiales, Pleuroascaceae.